AUGAGUUUACCAAUAAUAAUCCAUUUUAAUUCCGAAGAAGAAUUUUUUCCAAUAAAAAAUCUUCAAAUAUCAAAAUCUUAUUUUACAAAUGGAUUAAUUAAAACAAAUAUAUCAUGGACUAAAAAUAAUGAUUCAAGAAUAAAACAAUAUGAUAUAUAUUGGAUUGAAAAUAAAUGUUAUUCAGAUAUUUAUUCAUGUUGCUAUAGACGUGAUGCAGUUACAAUACAAAAUUAUUUUCAAUUAUAUGAUUUACGUUUUAAUUGUACAUAUUUAGUUAAUAUAAAUGCAAUUGGAUUAAAAAUUAAGAAAUCUUUUCAAUUUUAUUUUAAUGUUAGUUCAUGUGAAUUAACAGAUGUUUAUGGGUCAAUUCGUCCACUAUGUCAUACAGAUCGAAAGACAAUUGACAUCUUUUCAUCAUUACCGCCACUCGAUCUUAUUGUUAGAAGAAAUGGAUCAGGUUUUAAUUUGUUUUGGCAAAAUAUUCAUUCAACCGUUAAUAAUGUGUUCUAUCGAUUGCGUAUUGAAAAAUUACCAAAUUAUGUCGAAAUUGUUUCGGUUGAAUUUCCUCAUACAAUUAUGAAUUACUUUAUACCUUAUUCAAAAGACGAAGAUGAUCGAUAUCUUAAUGUAACAUUAAGUUUAAUUGAUAAAAUUUCUAUACGACAGCAACAAUCGAUAUUAAUUAAUGAAAAAAAAGACGAAUACUUUUAUUCACAAUAUAAGAUAAGUUCAUCAUCAAGGAUUAUUUACUUCAGAUUUUUUCUUGUAUUUGUUUGGUUAACUUCAGUAAUGAUUAUAAAAUAA
Molecule: messenger RNA, 804 nt
Organism: Rotaria sp. Silwood2
Lineage: Eukaryota; Metazoa; Rotifera; Eurotatoria; Philodinida; Philodinidae
Source: the annotation of a GenBank genome assembly